CAUUUCUUCACUUUGCUAAACCUGAACUCGAGCAAAAUCUUAGUAUAAAUAACGGGGUACGCGCCACCAUAGAGUACACUUGAACAACUCAAGCAAAGCAACAUGUUCAGCAAGAUCCUCGCCCUCAGCGCCUUCGUGGCCGCCGCCUCCGCCGGAGUCAUCAACACCUACGCCGCUGCCCCCGCAUACGGCUAUGCUGCCCCCGUCACUCAUGCCACCUAUGCCGCCCCCACCCUGGCCCAUGCUGCUUAUGCCGCCCCCGCCUACGGUUACGCUGCCGCCCCUGCCAUCGCCAAGACCGUUGAGUUCGACGCCCACCCCCAGUACAGCUACGCUUACUCCGUGUCCGACGCCCUGACCGGAGACAACAAGGAACAGCACGAGACCCGUGACGGCGAUGUUGUCCGUGGAUCUUACUCUCUGAUCGAGUCCGACGGAACCCGUCGCACCGUCGAGUACACCGCCGAUGAUGUCAACGGAUUCAACGCCGUCGUCCACAAGGAGCCCGCUGUCCACCAGAAGACCAUCGUCGCCGCCCCCGCCUACGCUAAGGUCGCCUCUCCUCUGGCUUAUGCCGCCCCCGUGGCCCACGCCGCCUAUGCCGCCCCCGCCUACGGUUAUGGAGCCCCCGCUUAUGCCGCCCCCGCCUACGGCCGUGCCAUCCUUGGCUCUGCUGUUGUUCUUCUCGUUGCCCUUGCCGGCGUGGCGCAGGCCGGUGUGCUUGCCCCCGCCUACAGCUAUGCCGCCCCCGUUGUUGCACAUGCCCCCGUGGCCUAUGCCGCCCCAGCCUACGCCGCCCCUGCGUACGCUGCCCCUGCGUAUGCCAAGGUCGCCACCCCUGUCGUCGCGGCCGCCAAAGUUGCACCCAACGACUUUGACGCCCAUCCCCAGUACAGCUUCUCGUACUCGGUGGCCGACGCCGUGACCGGCGACAACAAGGAACAGCACGAGAGUCGUGAUGGCGACGUCGUCCAGGGCUCUUACUCCCUGGUGGAGCCCGACGGCAGCAAACGCACCGUCGAGUACACCGCCGACCCCGUCAACGGAUUCAACGCCGUCGUCAACAAGGAGCCCGCCGCGGCCAAGGCCUACGUCGCGACCCCCGUCGUGGCAAAGGUCGCCACCCCGGUCCUCGCCAAAGUCGCCACUCCCGUCGCCUACCACGCACCCCUGGCUUACCACGCCCCGGUCGUGGCUCACGCACCCUUUGCCUACCACGCGCCCUAUGUUUCGCACGGCCCCGUCGUCGCCCACUACUGAACCCAAGAAACACCGACUGACCCGAAAUGACGCCCUCUGAGACAACCGCAGCAUGUUUGUUUGUUUAUUUGCCCUAUUUACAUGUAUAAACUUUUAACGAAAUAUUCAACUAAAUUAGUCUUCUGUGUAUAAUUUAUUGUAUAGAAAACGAGAAUGAAUAAAUAAAUAUAUGUUAAAAUACAUAGCCUGAGCAAGAUCA
This is a messenger RNA of Neocloeon triangulifer, 1459 nucleotides long. Its product is annotated as cuticle protein 19.8-like. The record is from RefSeq and is a predicted model, not a curated record. Bases 103 to 1260 code for a protein of 385 amino acids. Gene Ontology annotation, cellular component: extracellular matrix. NCBI's taxonomy places the organism in Eukaryota, Metazoa, Arthropoda, Insecta, Ephemeroptera, Baetidae. The transcript is spliced from 6 exons.